AUUCCUAUCCCUUUACCAUCUCAUAUGCCUCGAACGUCCGCCUUGAACGCCUGCCUUGAAGGCUACCUUGAUCUGAAUGAGGAGCUUUACGGGAUGGAUCACAUCAAGGCGGGGAUAAACAGAGGUGUAGAAGUGGCGAUGCCCAAGUUUAAGGAAAAUGACUUCUCAAGAAUUACUCUCAGAAGGCUCGUCGCAGCAAACCUCUUGCCCAAAUCUCUGGGUGUGGUUCGUCCUGCAGCAGCCGCACCGUCGGCCUCCAGGCUCUUCAAUACCAACGCCGUGAGUGAGUACGACUCCGAGGUGGACGACCGCGAGCUAGAUGUUGAUCGUCGAUCUGGCCGCUCGCUCCCCCGCCGUCGCAAUGACUUCUUCUCAGAUGUGCUUGAUCCUUUUGCUCCACCUAGGAGCCUGAGCCAGGUUCUGAACCUGAUGGACCAAAUGAUGGACAAUCCUUUCGUCUCUGCUUCGCACGGCAUGGGAGCUGGUGUCCGCCGCGGCUACAACCUCAAGGAGACUGAGGACGCCUUGAACAUCAGCAUCGACAUGCCUGGGCUCGGAAAAGAGGACGUCAAGGUCAGUAUGGAGCAGAACACUCUGGUCAUCAAAGGUGAGGGAGCAAAGGAAUCCGAGGAUGAGGAGAGUGGCCGGAAGUACACUAGUAGGCUCGAUCUGCCUGCGAAGUUAUUCAAGUUCGAUCAAAUCAAGGCCGAGAUGAAGAACGGUGUGCUGAAAUUGGUGGUGCCGAAGGUCAAGGAGGAAGAGAGGAGUGAUGUUUUCCAGGUUAAGGUUGAGUGAUUUGAAGAUUUUGUGUGCAGUGUUGGGCUUCUGGAAUGUGCUGGAUAUGAACUUUUUGGUUAGUUAAUGCUAAAAUUACACUAAUCAGCUGUAUGAGUUGAGUAUUUGAGAAACUGAACAAUGUUAAUAUCAAGGUCUUGUCAGUGAAAUUGCAAAUUAACUACUUUCUUAACA
Rubroshorea leprosula is the source of this 969-nucleotide messenger RNA. The record is from the annotation of a GenBank genome assembly. Lineage: Eukaryota; Viridiplantae; Streptophyta; Magnoliopsida; Malvales; Dipterocarpaceae.